CGCGGGGGGCGGGCGCCGGCACUCGGAGGUGUCCGCUGCCGCCGCGCAGAGCCGCCGCCGGGCCCGGGCCGAGCGAACGCCGCCAUGCCCUCGGAGAAGAGCUUCAAGCAGCGCCGCACCUUCGAACAAAGAGUGGAAGAUGUACGACUGAUUCGGGAGCAGCAUCCCACUAAAAUACCAGUGAUCAUUGAAAGGUACAAGGGAGAGAAGCAGCUUCCAGUUUUGGAUAAGACCAAGUUCCUGGUGCCAGAUCAUGUCAACAUGAGCGAGCUAAUCAAAAUUAUCAGGCGACGCCUGCAGCUGAACUCCAACCAGGCCUUCUUCCUGCUGGUGAACGGGCACAGCAUGGUGAGCGUGUCCACGCCCAUCUCCGAGGUGUACGAGAGCGAGAAGGAUGAGGAUGGCUUCCUGUACAUGGUCUACGCCUCUCAGGAGACCUUCGGAGCGCCAGCUUCCGCCUAGGACACGCCAGCAGCCCUAGCCUAGGAUUUGGGUUGACCCUUGGCCAUCACCCCCCACUCUUCCCCACGCACCCCCCAGGGAAAGAACCGGAUGUCACCUACGCUCUCAGUCCUUAGCAUAGUCUUGCUUUAGCAGGUGUCUCAUCUCACCUUGCCUUGUUUGUGACUAUUAAACAGUACAGACGAGCACCUCCAGCUUUGAAACCUGCCCUAAUAAUAAUCCACACAGGCACAUUUACAGGUCUGGACCUGAUGAACGGAGCCCAGUUGUGCAUGUGACACUUGCAGAGAAAGGGACACUCGAUUUACUUUUAACAAGCAAACAGGCACCAGGAAGGAACUAAAGUGUUUCCUGUGAGUUUGCUGGAAAAAUCUCCCUACAAUUCCUUAAAUUUUUUGGUUUUAAAUGGGAAGGUUUCUCAUGAGAGCAAAUGCAUUUUAAUGUUCCAAAGGGGAGCAUUUUCUUCUGCAGCUCCAUCAGACUCCUGUCAGUGCUGCAGGGAGUUAAGGCAAGUGCUCGGGGUGAGCUGGGGAAGGCCAACUCUUUGUGUCUCCGGGUUUUGGGCGCCGCACGCUCAGGGGCGGUGCCGGUUUCUGGAAUAUUCAUACCAAACACCACAGCUUUAUCGUAGUUUUAGGAAGUGUCUAACUGUAAAAUGCACACCCAAACAGGUAACACUGAAAUAAACUCCAGUCUGUUAUGAAUUCCCAAUCCCUGUGUGUUCAUCUGAGCUGGCUUCCAGUGAUCCUUAGGAUCCUUAGGAUCACGCUCCUGGCCCGGAGGUCGGCCGUUCCCGUGCCUGGCAAUCGGGAGAAGCUGCUCGGAGCCGGGAGUUGACGAACAAACGAUUUGUGGCACGGCUGGAGGUUCCUGGGCAGGGAGCAGGCUGUGCAGAGGGGAGCUGUCCCGUGGGACAAACCUGUGUUUGUGCAGCGCUGUCCAGCGAGGCGUGCCGGGAUCCCCGUGGUGUCCGUGUGUCCCCGGUGUCACCGGCGGGGACAGAAGCAAUACAGCAGCGCCUGGCACUGCGCGGGGUGCACGUGUUGUACCUCCUCCACCUUGUACCUCCUCCACUCUUUGCAUGCAUCUCCUUCCUCACGGGGCCCCCCUGCCCGUUUUUUAUUGUCCUUUGUGUUUUUACUCCGACGUGAACUUUUCGAUGCAGCUUGUUCUCUUGUUUAGUUCUGUUCGUGUAAGAACUCGUUUAACUCAUUAACUGACAACUGUACUUGUAAUUACGACGUGAUCGACUGAUAUUCCUGUACAAAAUGUUGCUUUUUUAAAAUUAAUACAGUGCUGAUAUGGAUGGAUUACAUCCCA
This is a messenger RNA of Cinclus cinclus, 1782 nucleotides long. RefSeq names its product microtubule associated protein 1 light chain 3 beta (gene MAP1LC3B). NCBI's taxonomy places the organism in Eukaryota, Metazoa, Chordata, Aves, Passeriformes, Cinclidae. Gene Ontology annotation, molecular function: ubiquitin protein ligase binding. The record is from RefSeq and is a predicted model, not a curated record. The coding region runs from base 85 to 462 and encodes 125 amino acids. Gene Ontology annotation, cellular component: autophagosome; autophagosome membrane; cytosol. Gene Ontology annotation, biological process: autophagosome assembly; macroautophagy; autophagy of mitochondrion. The transcript is spliced from 4 exons.